UCAGCACCCCUAGGUGGGCAUCCUCACCUGUGAGCUCCUCCGGCUCCUCGGACAGGUGUGGGGAGUAGGAAGCCCCUGCCCUAGCAGUGCGUGCCUGCCCUCGGGGUCCCGCAGUGAGCCAUCGGAUGGUGUGCAUGUGUCUGGACGAAGGGUCCUGGGUGGGUGUCAGUAAUCAGGAGAGAUCAUGCCGGAGGGGACCACGCAGCUGGCAGAAGGACGUCUGGCAGAGGGCACAAGCACAGGCCCCGUAGUGGAGCCAUGCAGGGGUUCUGGGGGGAGCAGCAGGAAGCAGGGCAGAGAGGUGGCUGUCCGCUCGCCCUGUGCCACUGCAUGGGGCCAUAAGCCCCUCCCUGAAACAGACCGCACCAGCCGGGGUGGGGAACCCUGGAAUCCCAGCAUCUGCAUAACGUGAACAGGAUCCCUGUGGUCACCGGGCAGAGGACGGAGGACAGGCUGAGGGUGGUAGGGACAGGAGUGUAGAGAGCAGGACUAUUGCUGUAAUUCAGAUGAAAGUGAAGGAGCCCAGGGCACACACCUGGCUCACAAGAGAAAAUGAUUAAAUCUUCAAUUGGCAAACUGCCGUUAAACAUGGCCAUUAUUAAAAAUGAAGUCGUGUACGUGCUUGGUGCAGCGACAUUUUAUUAAAACAAAGGUAAGAAAUACUUCAAACUCCCUGCCUCCCGGUUACUUUGUUAUACUUCUCUAUCGUCUACGCUUUGGAGGUUAUUUCCGCGCACUGUACCUGUGCUGUGGGGACCGCGGUCUCGCAGCUCCGCGCUGGUGGCUGCUUCAAGUUGGCCGGGAGGGGGUUCACGCCAGGGCAGGGGCGCGCACCAGGCCUGGGGGGCUCUCCCGCUGCCCUGUGAGGAGCCAGCUGCUGUACGUCUGCUGGGGAGCAGGGGCCAGGGCCGUGGCUGCAAGCAUUUGCGGGGGGCUCUCGUGGUAGACGGCUGUGCACAGUGGGGACUUGCAGAAGUGUUGGCCCCGGGAGAGGCUGUGGGAGGGGCGGGAUGGGCAGAACUCGGAGGACACAGCGCCGGAACAAAGCCUGCCGUGCUGAGGGAGAUAAACCCCACCACCUCGCCAGCUGCUAUCUAAGGAGACAUUUACUCUAGAAAACAGGAAAACCAAGUUUUCAAAAAAGACAAAUAUUGUCAACGGAGAGGUAGGCAGAGGCAGGCUUUGGCCGCCACACGUGGCCCUCACUGUCAGAUGGCUACGGCCACGUCCACAGUGGCUCCCGUGGCUGCAGGGCUUGGUGGUUCUCCCCGGUACCCUUUCACGGGUUCCCUCCCUUUUCUAUGGCCUCCUUGAGUCUUCUGUGACCUCACAGGGAGCUGGACUUCUCACACAGAAAGGACGUGGGAAACCAGGCAGAGUUCAAACUUGCCCUAGUUCCUGCCCAGCUGGAGCCCCCCCAAGCUCUCAUGGCCCCCAGGUUUGAGGGCCGGAAGUACUGUGAACAUGACUUCCAGAUGCUGUUUGCUCCGUGCUGUGGAUCCUGUGGCGAGUUCAUCAUUGGCCGUGUCAUCAAGGCUGUGAACACCAACUGGCACCCAGGAUGCUUCCGCUGCGAGCUGUGUGAUGUGGAGCUGGCUGACCUGGGCUUCGUGAAGAACGCGGGCAGGCACCUCUGCCGGCCUUGCCACAGCCGUGAGAAGGCCAAGGGCUUGGGCAAGUACAUCUGUCAGCGGUGCCACCUGGUCAUCGAUGAGCAGCCCCUCAUGUUCAGGAGCGACGCCUACCACCCAGACCACUUCAACUGUACCCACUGUGGAAAGGAGCUGACUGCCGAGGCCCGGGAGCUGAAGGGUGAGCUCUAUUGCCUGCCUUGCCAUGACAAGAUGGGCGUCCCCAUCUGCGGGGCCUGCCGCCGGCCCAUUGAGGGCCGUGUGGUCAACGCGCUGGGCAAGCAGUGGCACGUGGAGCACUUUGUCUGCGCCAAGUGUGAGAAGCCCUUCCUGGGACACCGGCACUAUGAGAAGAAGGGUCUGGCCUACUGUGAGACCCACUACAACCAGCUCUUUGGAGACGUCUGCUACAACUGCAGCCACGUGAUCGAGGGCGAUGUGGUGUCGGCCCUCAAUAAGGCCUGGUGUGUGAACUGCUUCUCCUGCUCCACCUGCAACAGCAAGCUCACCCUGAAGAACAAGUUUGUGGAGUUUGACAUGAAGCCCGUGUGUAAGAAGUGCUACGAGAAGUUCCCGCUGGAGCUCAAGAAGAGGCUGAAGAAGCUGGCGGACCUCACUUCCCGCAAGGCCCAGCUGACGGCUGUGGACGUGAACUCCGCCUGAAGGCUCCCGCCCUCCCAGCUGCCCACUGGCCGCCUCCCAGCACCUCCGCUUCGGUUUCCUGCUUGUUCCUGUAGCUCCCCGUCCCCCUUCCUUCCCCUUCGCCAGCCCCUGUCUCCCUGCCUGGGUCGAGUCUGGCCUACACCUAACAGCCGCUUUGCGGUCCACACGAGCCCCAGGGACGGGAGCAAACGGGGCUGGGUUGCCCGCUCCCUGCUUGGAGCACAGCUGCCCGCCUACCCGGCUGACCCAUCGCUCCCACAGGCCCUGGUGACACCCACCGCCCUGGGGAGCACUGUGGCCCUGGUGUAUGAACCUGGGGGCCCAGCCCGUGCAGGUGGAGGCCUUUGGGACACCCUCAACCCUCAGUUAAUCAGCCACGAGGGUCCCCGUGCCCAGGCUGGCUAGCAAGUCCUGCCACCCCAACUCUCGAGCCAGGUGGAGGGCUGAGGGCUCCCCUACCUCCAGAUCCACUGUGCUUCCUGCACCUCUGGGCAGAGCCGGAGGGAUGGGGUCAGGUGGCUCUUGCCCACUUCAAGGUGACACAGCAGACACCUGGCUAGAGGCUCACAGUCGCACAAUGAAAGCUAAUCCACCACCAA
Fukomys damarensis (Damara mole-rat) is the source of this 2893-nucleotide messenger RNA. It is a transcript of the gene Lims2, whose product is annotated as LIM zinc finger domain containing 2. Lineage: Eukaryota; Metazoa; Chordata; Mammalia; Rodentia; Bathyergidae. Gene Ontology annotation, cellular component: cell-cell junction; focal adhesion; cytoplasm. Gene Ontology annotation, biological process: cell-cell junction organization; cell-cell adhesion; positive regulation of integrin-mediated signaling pathway. Bases 1428 to 2294 code for a protein of 288 amino acids. The transcript has 9 exons. The record is from RefSeq and is a predicted model, not a curated record.